Messenger RNA from Cryptotermes secundus, 3859 nucleotides. RefSeq names its product sodium/glucose cotransporter 5. Gene Ontology annotation, cellular component: plasma membrane. Gene Ontology annotation, molecular function: D-glucose:sodium symporter activity. Gene Ontology annotation, biological process: transmembrane transport. NCBI's taxonomy places the organism in Eukaryota, Metazoa, Arthropoda, Insecta, Blattodea, Kalotermitidae. The record is from RefSeq and is a predicted model, not a curated record.
UGCCCGACCACGUAUAAACGAAGCGGUCGAUAUGCGGACGAACGAAACAACCGGGCGUUACACCAGUUUGCUUCAGUUUUACCUUCAGGCAGUUGCAAUUUGUUAUUCCACCGGUAGCCACCGUCGUGCGCAGACGUAGCGGCUUUUUGGACCGGCACCACCAUUGCAGUUGCAGUGUAGAUUUGGUCAAGUUGCAUAAUCUACAGAGUUGUCUGACAUUGUGGUUCAAAAUAUUUCCAGACUUCACACUUGCCGACUGUCAGUAUUUAACAACCACUCUCGAAGGUAUGUUUCACCUAGCCAUGCCCAUCUAACAACCCUGCAAGGUCGAGUGUGCUGGGAACAUACGACUUUGUAGCAGUUGGAAUCUAUUACGUCUUGGUUCUCACCGUCAGUGUAUAUUCGGCAUGCCGUCCGAACCGGAACACUCUGAGUGGCUACUUCCUGGCAGGGCGUUACAUGCAUUGGCUUCCGGUUGGUGCCUCCUUGUUUGCCAGCAACAUCGGCAGCGAGCACUUCAUAGGCCUGGCUGGUUCUGGGGCUGCCGCGGGUAUUGCUGUCGGAGCCUUUGAACUGAAUGCUUUGAUACUACUUCAGGUGCUAGGGUGGAUCUUCCUGCCUGUCUUCAUCGCAAGCGGGGUGUGCACACUACCAGAGUACAUGAUGAAGCGGUUUGGUGGAACACGAAUCAGAAUCUUCCUAGCUGCCCUGUCUCUCAUCCUCUACAUCUUCACCAAGAUAUCGGUUAACAUCUACAGUGGAUCCCUGUUCAUCCAACAAGCUGUGGGUUGGAACAUCUGGUACAGCAUCUUGUUACUUCUCUGCCUAACGUAUAUCUGCUCUGCUAUUGGAGGAUUAGCUGCAGUUAUAUACAUGGAAACCUUACAGUUUUUCAUCAUCAUAUCUGGAUCAGUCAUGGUCAUGAUCACAGGCUUCAUGGCAGUAGGAGGAUGGAGUGAACUGACAGUGCGUUAUCUUCAAGCUGUACCAAAUGAAACAUACUUCAAUACAACUUGUGGUGUUCCACGUCAGGACUCGUGGAUCAUGUUAAGAGAUCCCAUACAUUCUGACAUGCCAUGGCCAGCUUUCCUACUUGGACAGACACCGUCUUCUAUUUGGUAUUGGUGCGCUGAUCAGCUGAUGGUGCAGAGAACUCUAGCUGCCAAGUCUUUGUCUCAUGCUCAGGGAGGUACUCUUCUAGCUGGUUACGUAAAGAUCCUUCCCGUUUUCAUCAUGGUCCUGCCUGGAAUGAUCAGCCGAGUCCUGUUCCCUGAUGAGAUCGCUUGUGUAAAACCAGAAAUCUGCGAGAAAGCAUGUGGUAACCCAGUUAGCUGUUCUAACAAUGCCUAUCCUCGUCUAGUACUGGGUAUAAUGCCAUCAGGUCUACGUGGAGUGAUGCUAGCAGUCAUGUUGGCAGCGUUGAUGUCUGACCUUAGUUCCGUUUUCAACAGCGCGAGUACGCUGUUCACGAUGGACAUGUGGAAGCGAGUGAGGAAACAGGCAACCACCAAGGAGCUUCUCAUUGUCAGCAAAGUGUUUACAGCAGUUUUGGUUGUUAUAUCCAUCGUAUGGAUUCCAAUUAUUCAGAAGACACAGGGCGGUCAGUUGUAUAUCUACAUUCAGUCGAUUGGUGCCUAUCUAGCUCCUCCUAUUGCUGCGAUCUACUGUCUUGCUCUCACAUGGCCUCGUGUGAAUGAAAAGGGUGCCUUUUGGGGUCUGAUUACUGGCCUUUUUAUCGGACUUACUCGAAUGACAUUGGAUUUUUGUUUCCCAGAGCCUCGCUGCUAUGAAGAAGAUACUCGCCCACUAAUCAUUUCCAAGGUGCAUUACAUGUACUUUGCAAUGAUGCUCUUCUGGACAACUAUUGUUCUGGCUGUAGUUGUGAGUUUAUUGACAAAACCCAUUCCAGAGUAUAGGUUGAUCCGAACAACAUAUCGCACACGUUUUGACCAGCGUAAACGAAAGGAUGAUGAUCAACCAAUGAGGGCUGAAGAAUUGGAGCUCAUGAUGACUGCACAACGAAAGGCUAUUGCAAAUGAAAUUGAUGGUGAUGUUAAUAAACUUCCUGAUAAAAACUGUGAGAAACCAAGUCUGUUAUUGCGACUCUUCCGAUGGGUAUGUGGUGUUGAAACUGAGCCAGAGAAGGAACAGAGGCUUGCAAGGGAUGCUCAAAAUCGUUUGGAUCAGGAAAGAGACCCUGAGAGGGAACAGAGACUCGCAAGAGAAGCUGAAGACCAAUUAAGGUUAAAGAAGGUCAACACAUUGGAGCAAACACCACGUGAGAAAUGUAUUCUGAAUACAUGCCUGGCAGUAAUCAUAACAGCAGCAGUUGGACUCUAUGCCUUCUUUUCGAUCAACCCACUGUCAGCAGAAGAGACUGAGAAUCUGAGGAUGGAAGCUUUAAACCGUUCUUUGUAUCAUGGUAACUCUACCAGCUAGGAAAAGUGCAGUACAUGAACACUUAUUGGUCCAGUGUUUAUCUCACAUGUUGCGUUUUGACACACCAGAUAACACAACUAAGUACAAGGGUAGGUACUUAACUUAGGAUUACAGUUUUCCAGCAGAUACACAUAAACUAGUUUCACAGCAGCUAUUCAGCACCAUGUUGGGGCAUUACUGAAGAGAAAUCACAAUGUUUCUAGGAUUUGAGGUUCUCACACCAGAGGUUAUGAAGAAUUAUCUUUCCUGUGAUAUAAUUUCAUGUAGUCCAUUGAAGGUCAACCAAGGUGGAACACCACAAAAUGUGUGUAACCUCUUGGUUUGUUGAUUAUUCCAGCAGUCCAGAAUCACAGUCGCUUGAAUUGAAGCCAGAGUGUGUGUCUGUCCUGCCUAAAUGUAUCAGAUUAUUUUGGGAAGCUGUCUGAUGAUCACAUUGUGUGUCAUUUCUUUUCAGUCAGCUUUUGUAUUUUUUAAUUCAUGGUACUGUUCCCUUUAAUAGUAAAUUUGUUACUUUAUUUGCUCUGAAGUCUGGAAUAUUACAAUUAAUAUUAGAAACAACACUAUGGUAAUAAUUAUUAAGGGAUAUUUGUGAAACUCUUGCAUUAUUGUUUAUGAAACUCCUUCCUAGAAGAUUAAAGCUGUGUUAUUUGAAGGUUAAUCAUUCAAGCUGUGUAAAUAAUUUCAGUUUUAUGUUAACUAGAAGUGUUGUUUUCAACGGUUUAACAUUAGAAGUAAAGUUAUAUUAAGAUGGUUUUUUAAUACUGAGAAUACACAUGUACUGUCAAAAUUUUGCAUAAUGAAAUGUGAAGUAACAACUCACUACUGUAUUGUGAACUUAAAAUGUGUAGUCUUUGUCUUCUUCACUGACAGCUCUUGUGUACUGUGAUUUCUACACCCAGACUGAAUUACGUUUAAUGAAUUACUUUUAAUGUAACAAUUUGGUUUAUGUAAUCGCUGAUGGAAAACAGUUUGCACAAGUUCAUAAGUUUUCUUGAUGUGUAUGUAAUUGAUAAGGUUAUAACCAUCCUGUCUCCUGCAGAAAAUGGAACAUGUUACAUGGUUUUGCAGCAAAGUCAGUAGGUUACAAAGAGAAUGAAAAAUAGUUGAUAAAUCUCAGGUGCUUCUUUCCCUACUAAUCAUAUCACUUGCCACACAAGAAAUUGUGCCAUAGCCAAUAUAUUUAAAAAGUUACAUGUAAUAUGUUUUUGUGUUUUAAAGGCACAUCAGUAGAUUCUGGUUCAGCAGAAAUUAAUGCAUUUGUUUAAUUGGAUACCUAAUGUGUAGCAUAUUGUAAGCUACUAUCAGAAACCAAUCCAGGGUUUCUGACACCUUGCCUAGAAUUUGCCGAUAUAAGAAAAAUUAUAAUUCUAUAGGAGUUUAUAAGAAACUCUGUGUCUGAUGAGAUAUGCAGGAUAAUUCC